Botrytis cinerea B05.10 is the source of this 1476-nucleotide messenger RNA. RefSeq lists its product as hypothetical. The transcript has 3 exons. The coding region runs from base 110 to 1213 and encodes 367 amino acids. Lineage: Eukaryota; Fungi; Ascomycota; Leotiomycetes; Helotiales; Sclerotiniaceae. The record is from RefSeq and is a predicted model, not a curated record. Gene Ontology annotation, cellular component: cytosol; eukaryotic 43S preinitiation complex; eukaryotic translation initiation factor 3 complex. Gene Ontology annotation, molecular function: protein binding; metallopeptidase activity; translation initiation factor activity.
GACAACGACUACUGGACGCGGAACUCUUCGAAUUUGCGCCAGAUCCUAUCGAAAUAUCGGCAGUAAUUAUUCGUAAUCGAACGAUCACGAAUUUGAAUCAUAUUUCAUCAUGGCGGAUAUUGCUAGCAAAGAGGUGCCUUUGCACUCAGUACAAGUUGAGGCAUUGGUUGUUAUGAAGAUUGUAAAGGCUUGUGCCGCAACCUACCCAACCACAGCCACCGGAUCGAUCGUUGGUAUGGACUCGAACGGAACUCUCCAAAUCACAAAUUCCUUCCCAUUCCCUACGACGGAUGUUGCUACCUCGGAUUCCCACCCAAAUGACCACAUGGCCGCCUCGAACAUCGCUGCCGCAGCUCCAAGAUCGAAAGCCAAUGUCAUUUACCAGAGUGAGAUGAUCAAGAUGUUGAAGGAAGUUAAUGUCGAUGCCAACAACGUCGGAUGGUACACGAGUGCAAACAUGGGAAAUUUCAUCAACACUAGCCUGAUCGAAAACCAAUUCUUCUACCAAAAGGAACCAAAUGAGAGAACUGUCGCACUUGUCCACGACGUGAGCAGAAGUGCCCAAGGUGCUUUGAGUCUACGUGCUUUCAGACUUUCCCCAACCUUCAUGGCCGCGUACAAGGAGAGUAAAUUCACCACUGAGAACAUGCAAAAGUCGAAGCUCACAUACAAAGACAUCUUGGUCGAAUUACCAAUCAUUGUCCACAACUCCCACCUUUUGACCUCAUUCUUGCACCAAAUGCCAGUCGAAUUACCAAAGAAGGAUCUUGAUUUCCCAGCAAGUUUCGCAGACCUCAAUCGAAACACACCGCCAACUCCUCUUUAUCCUAACAUGGAAUCCUUGGACUUAUCUAUUGAUCCUUACUUGGAGCGAACCUGUGAUAUGCUUUUGGAUAGCAUCGAAACUCAUUACACUGAGCUUAACAACUUCCAAUACUUCCAAAGACAAUUGACUCGUGAACAAGCCAAGGUCACAGCAUGGAAGGCAAAGCGUACAGCGGAGAAUGCUACUAGAGCUACACAGAAACUCGCACCUCUACCUGAGGAUGAGUGGGAAAGACUCUUCAAGCUCCCAACAGAACCAAGCAGAUUGGAGGGUAUGUUGAACGCACGACAAGUUGAGCAAUACUCAAGACAGGUGGAUGGAUUCACUGCUAGUAUCACCGGAAAGAUGUUUGCAGUAAAGAGCAACCUCUUACCAGAACAAAACUAAAAGGAAACGUAUGUAAUGCAGCUGGUAGUAGGGACAUUAAGGUUGCUAGCUAGGGCACUUAUGAGGGAUUUCUUGCAUGGGCAUGGCGUUCAGAGGGAUAUGUCAAUAUGUGGGAUCAUAUUCAUGAUCAAAAAAGGAACGAUAGACAACACCUUGAGAACUCUUUUUUUCUUAUGGAUGUAUAGAUAUCUCGUAUAUUCCUCCAAAAAUGCACGGACUUUUGAUAUUGUCCACCCACCAACGUGCAACUCAACCCCACUUAC